GGAGCAUAAGUCGUUUGAUUUUCGAUGAUGGACUUAAAACGCAGUUUAUAACUUUUAUUUUGUUCAUGAACAGUCUGUGAAUACAAAAUAAUGGAACAGAUAUGGCAUUUAGCAUUUUAUUGACUAAAUAUCUAACUAAUUUUUCUUUGCCUAUUUGAAUUGAAAACAUAACUUGAUUAUGCUCUCUUGCUGAAAACACAUGAACUGAUGAAUAAGCUGGGAAAAUGCUGGGUUGUGUUGGUAGAAAAGGGGCCAAAGCCUUCAAAUGGCUCAAGACAGGUGCUAAAAGUGCUGUUAUAACAAGCAGACAUUGUUCGAUAAAACCUGCAUUCAAACAACUCCCUCGUGUCAUUCAAUAUAACCAUCGAACUGGAAAUCUUAAAAAGCCAAGUGAAGCGCCCCAGAAUUUUAAAUGGUACACAAGCAGCACCGAUCAUCCUGAGACAUUCUUGAGUGCGCCUGAGCUCGAAAUCCUGGAAGACAUCCACAACAAAAAUAUUGGGGAUAUUGCACAAGACUUGUGUUCACUAAAACUGGCUGCAUUCAAGCGUAUAGAGCAUUUUCCCUGGCUACAAAAUGACUCUCAUAUCAUUUCUUACAUUCAACUUGCAUUGGGGAAUAAGAUCAACAGUACAGUAGGAUUAGUUAGACUACAUCCAAAUUUUGAUCAACUCCUAGGAAAAAUUGAAAAAAAUGUUCCUAAUUUUUCUGCCAGUGAUCUAGCAAAUAUUACUGUAUCAUUGACCCAAUUGGGAAUUGAAUUGCAAUCAAGCUUGUUUUGUAAAUUGUCAUUAGCCAAUCAGAAUGCUUCGUCAACUGACAUUGAUCUUCCCACUCUAAAAGAUUUUGCUGAAGUGAUACGUGGGAAAACAUAUAGAGAUUAUAAACUAAUAAAGAAUGUGAUUAAUAGAUUCAGUGAUUUGCUGGAGCAUAUUGAAUACACUAGAACGAACGCACGUUUGGUGUCUCAAACAGCACAUACUCUGGAGUACUAUAGCUCGCCUAGAUUGCGUACAAAAUUAUAUGAAAUUACUCUGAUGAUGUUUGAUAAAACUGAUACCCUUAGUUAUCCUGAAGAUAUCGCAGCGCACAUGCGCAUGGCAACACGUGUCUCUCAUGGUGAUAGAACAAUCCAGAAAGUUAUGGACAUCCUCAAUGCAUGUGCCAAUGCAGCAAUAUUAGUUGGGGACAGAUGCAACCAUGGUCAUUUGGCAGAUAUAUGUGGUUCCUUAAAAAAGGCUGGAUAUUAUGAUUUUAACUUUGCCAAAGCAUUCAAGGACAUUGGAUACAGAAAAUUGAACCCUGAUUUGAAGCUGAAUCAAAUUGUCAACCUCCAUACAGUGUUCAAAAGAGACAGUCCCAGUCACAUGAAGCUUGAAAUUGAAAGCAUAUUAUUAACAAAACUGAAGCAAGAAAAAAUAGAAGAUGUGAUCCUAUUAUCAAAUAUAUGUGAAAGCCUACAAGAUACAAACUGCAGUAAUGUUGAACUUUUGAACGAAGUACAGAAGCAUAUUCUUCACAAUGUGCCAGUUUUAACUGGGCAUACCUCUCACAGAACAGAUGUGAUUUUCAAGUUUGUGAGUAAUAUCAUCAUACGUAAGAACUUGUUAUCGAAGGAGCUGAAAUUGGCUUACCAUGACCAUCUUUGGAAGGCUAUUGAUGACCCUCAAACAACUGCUGCCGGUAUAACAAAAUAUCCCUAUACCGCAUUACAGGCCAUAUUACGCUUCACUGACCAACCAUUACCUCCUGGUCUGUUCAAGAAGAUCAUUGAUUUCUUGCCUAAUGCUGAUGUAAAAUCCCUAUGUGCAUUUGCGAAACGAAUAUCAGAUCUUCAGAGAGUGGAAUCCAUUGAGCUAAAACGUCAGUCUAUCAAGAUCUUGAAUGCUAUUUACAAAGCUGUGUUGGAGCAAAUACAUGAGGUCAAUGACCUUGGGACAUUGAGUAAUCUGGUGACCUCUUUAUGUAUGGAUAAGAAGCACAGAGACCCUAAUCUGACAAAUGCUCUGAUGAACCUGUAUCCUAACUUCACUAAGGAUCUAACUGAUGUCUCCAUGUAUAGAGUGGCUAAAUCAAUAGCUAACCUAAGGUUCUACCUGCCUGAGGUUAUGGAUGACUUGGUGGAUACCUGCAUUGCUAACCAAGAUACACUGACACUCAUCAGACUCCAGAGUGUCAUAGAUGCCCUGGCCCAAGUGGGAUACACUCCAAGACGUAGUGCUGAGUUCUCACAAAUUGCUUUCAAGUUAGUGAAUGAAGCGAACCUCAAUGACAACCUUCCAGUUAACAUGGUGAUUAACUUUGCGUUCUCCAUGUCUCUUAUACAGUGUUAUCCACAUGAUAUUCUUCGCAAAAUAUUCAGCCUUGAUUAUCUUAAGAAGGCAGACAAGACUCUCGAUUCUGCACAUCUUGGGCAUAAACAAUUCAUGGAAAGGCGUAUGAUGAUGUUAAACCGAAUCGUAGUGCUUGAGUGCCCAGAAUUGGACAUUCCAUGGUUUCAUGAGCAGUACUGCAAGGUCAAUAUGCUGGGAAAUCAAACAGGGCACAGACUGUCAUAUCAGGCAGAGCAUAUGAAAUCAGAGGUGGCUCGGGCAUUGAAUCAAAUUCUCCCCUCCCUCCAAACUAGCUCUAGCAGCCAAAAUCACCAUGGCAACCAAUAUACCUAUGGCAACCAACAGACCUAUAGCAAUCAAAGGAAUAAAAGCUAUCAAAUGGGAUACACCAACAACCGAAGUGAAAAGUUUACGAUGAAUGUUUUCUCCCCAUACUACCAUCACAUAGAUUUUUCCUUACUGCUUGAUGAGUCAAACAAUCCAGUGAAUAAUGUCAUCGACCCAUCAGUCCCGAUACCUGAAAACUGGCAAAAGGUGGCAGUGCUAUUGUACAGUGAGGCCAUGUAUUGUUACUCAAGUUCGCAUCUUCGCGGACAUCAGCAAUCACGGAAAAGACACUUAGAAAUCUUAGGAUACAAUGUUGUGGAGAUAUCCUACCUAGAUUGGUAUUCAAUGGCAAAUUCAGAAUGGAGCUCCAAAUUGACUUACCUCAGAAACAAAUUAUUGGACACUUGAAAAUCUGGAGAAAUAGUGAUGAGUCAGCAAAUAAGUGGGUUCUCCCCUUUUGGGACACCAACAAAGACAGCGUUGAAGCCUGCUUUCAACAACAUAAAGAUGGCAGCACGGUGUACUUGAGACAAAAUCCCCUUUUAUUCCAAGUUUGUUAACUUAAUCAUCAGGCGUGCAUUUCUGUGAGCAUUCUUUAAUUUAUGACAUCACAAUUUCCACUGUGACAACAAAGGAUUGAUGAUACAUGAAAGACAUUGCCUCACUGUACUCUAAUAAUGAGAGCAACAAAUACAAUCUAAAAUGGUGACAAUU
Molecule: messenger RNA, 3374 nt
Organism: Owenia fusiformis
Lineage: Eukaryota; Metazoa; Annelida; Polychaeta; Sabellida; Oweniidae
Source: the annotation of a GenBank genome assembly